AUGGAAGUGCAUCUGCAAAGCUCUGAUGCUUCGAUCAAUCUCAAGGCAUUGGUGUCGUUGGCAGUCCUCGACAAGCGGGUCGAAAAUCCCAUGGACGAAAUGCGACGGGUGCGAAUGGACUUGCACGGACCUGCGUCUCCUUACAUCUCUUUCCGGGAUGCGCUUCAAUUGUGCAGCCAUUAUCACUUGCUCGGUGAUUUGUGGCCCAUAUUAAGCUUUGGCAUAGCCUUGCGGGCUCAGAUGCUGAGAAGGGAGCAAGAUGGAACCCAAGAGACAGCAGAAGCUUCUCACCAAGCGUUGCUGCCAACAUUGACAGGGGAAGAGUUUCCAGUACAGUACCUCAAGUACAACAUCAAGGGAUUCGACGUCUUCAUUGACACGCUGGUCAUGCGGGUUGACAUCCGACAGCUUGCACGUGCUGCUGAAAUCGAUCCAAAUCAACUAAUGAGAGAUCUUGAAGACGAAAACCCGGACACAAGCUGUGUCGUCAAAAUGAUCGGACUUUACCCCGGCUUGUUCUACCCCGGCAACAUAGUAAUCCAACUAUGCCGUCGGCUGCGCUUUGUUGAACUCGCACGAGGAAUACACGCUGUGUGUGGGAGAGGUCAUCAUCCACCAGCGCUCCCGCCCGACAGAGGCUCUCUGAGUCCACUAGGAUCUGCUUCACCCGCUAAACUUCCUCCUGGUGCGCCUGAUAAUGGCCCGUCCAGGCAGGGUGAAGCAGCCGCACACCAACAAGAGCUGCACUACGCGUCGUCUUCCACAGAUAUUUCGGACGAAGAACCGCUCGCGGACGAUGAUAACGCAACACUUCCGUCACAGUCACAUAGAGAGCCAUGGGCCGCUGAGGAACGUUUAACCAGAAGCAUCUCGACUGUACAAGACGCCCAGGUUCAGCGUCAAAACACGCAGUUCGGUGAGGGUCUUAAAAUGUUCAAGGAGUGA
This is a messenger RNA of Exophiala xenobiotica, 945 nucleotides long. RefSeq lists its product as uncharacterized. The coding region runs from base 1 to 945 and encodes 314 amino acids. The transcript has a single exon. NCBI's taxonomy places the organism in Eukaryota, Fungi, Ascomycota, Eurotiomycetes, Chaetothyriales, Herpotrichiellaceae. The record is from RefSeq and is a predicted model, not a curated record.